AUGGAGGCCAGAGUGGAUGGCGCUGUGCAGACAAGGCAAGUCCUAUUUCUUUGUGUUUUUCUGGCAAUGUCUUGGGCUGGCGCGGAACCGUUGGGGUAUUCUGUGGCAGAGGAAACUGAGAGGGGCACUUUUCUGGCCAAUGUGGCAAACGACUUGGGUUUAGGGACUGGGGAAUUGUCAGCCCGGGGACCUAGAAUUGUUUCAGACCAGAAUAUACAGUUCUUACUGCUCAAUCCUCUUACUGGUGAUUUGCUUCUGAAUGAGCAACUGGAUCGGGAAGAACUGUGCGGCUCCACAGAGCCCUGUGUACUGCCUUUCCAACUGCUAUUGGAAAAGCCCUUUCAGAUUUACCGUGCUGAACUACAAGUCAGAGACAUCAAUGAUCAUUCUCCAGUAUUUCUGGACAGAGAGUUUUCCUUGAAAAUAUUAGAAAGUGCCGCUCCAGGGGCGACAUUUCUCUUAGAAAGUGCACAGGACUCAGAUGUUGGCAUCAACAGCCUGAGGAACUACACCAUCAGCCUUAAUGCCUAUUUCCACAUUAAUGUGCAUGAUGGAGGAGAGGGGAAUAUCGUUCCUGAACUGGUACUGGAUCAAAUGCUGGACCGUGAGAAAAUACCUGAGAUCACCUUAACCCUCACAGCCUGGGAUGGUGGCUCUCCAGCAAGAUUUGGGACGGCCCUGGUACAUGUCCUUGUGCUAGACAUCAACGACAAUGUCCCUGAAUUUGAGCAGUCCAUCUACAAAGCACAGAUACCAGAGGACACUCCCAUUGGUUCAUUGCUUGUCACAGUGUCAGCGAGGGAUUUCGAUACUGGAAGUUAUGGAGAAAUCCACUACGCAUUCUUUUAUGCCACUGAGAAAAUUCUCAAAACGUUUCAAAUCAACUCAACAUCUGGUAAUCUUUAUCUUAAAGCUGAGUUGAACUAUGAAGUAAUUCAAGUUUACACGUUAACAAUUCAGGCAAAAGAUGGUGGAGGACUGGCUGGAAAAUGUACUGUGGUUGUUGAUGUAACCGAUGUGAAUGAUAAUCCACCAGAACUUCUUAUAACAUCACAUAGCAGCUCAAUUGCAGAAAACUCACCAGAGACUGUAGUUGCUGUUUUCCGAGUUAGAGAUAAAGAUUCAGGAAAUAAUGGGAAAAUGGUGUGCUUUACCCAGGAAGAUCUCCCUUUUGCUCUACAGCCCUCCAUAGACAAUUUCUACACUCUAGUAACAGAGAGACCUUUGGAUCGAGAGUGUAAUACUGAAUACAAUAUCACCAUCACCGUCUCCGACUUGGGGACUCCCAGGCUGCAAACCCAGCACACCUUCACCCUGCAGGUGUCCGACGUGAACGACAACGCCCCCGAAUUCACGCAGUCCUCCUACACCCUGUGGGUCCGCGAGAACAACAGCCCCGCCCUGCACCUUGGCACCAUCAGCGCCACAGACAGAGACUCGGGCAGCAACGCCCAGCUGACCUACUCGCUGCUGCCCGGCCCCGACGCGGCGGCGGGGCUGGUGUCCAUCAACGCGGACAGCGGGCAGCUGUUCGCCCUGAGGGCGCUGGACUAUGAGGCCCUGCAGGCGUUCGAGGUGCGCGUGCGCGCCGCCGACCGCGGCUCGCCCCCGCUCAGCAGCCAGGCGCUGGUGCGCGUGCAGGUGCUGGACGCCAACGACAACUCGCCCUUCGUGCUGUACCCGCUGCAGAACGCGUCUGCGCCCUGCACAGAGCUGCUGCCCAGGGCGGCCGAGCCGGGCUACCUGGUGAGCAAGGUGGUGGCGGUGGACCGCGACUCGGGCCAGAACGCCUGGCUGUCGUUCCAGCUGCUCAAGGCCACGGAGCCCGGGCUGUUCAGCGUGUGGCCGCACAAUGGCGAGGUGCGCACCGCCAGGCUGCUGAGCGAGCGCGACGCGCCCAAGCACAGGCUGCUGCUGCUGGUCAAGGACAAUGGCGAGCCGCCGCGCUCGGCCAGCGUCACGCUGCACGUGCUGCUGGUGGAUGGCUUCUCGCAGCCCUACCUGCCGCUGCCCGACGCGGCGGCGCCCGAGCGCGCGCAGCCCGACCGCCUCACUGCCUACUUGGUCAUCGCGCUGGCGGCCGUGUCUUCUCUCUUCCUCUUGUCUCUGCUGCUCUUCGUGGCCGUCAGGCUGUGCAGGAGGAGCAGGGCGCGCUCGCUGGCCGGCUGCGCGCUGCCCGAUGGCCCCUUGCCUGGACACCUGCUGGACGUGAGUGGCACGGGGACCCUGGCCCACAGCUACCAGUAUGAGGUGUGUCUGCAGGAAGGAGCUGGCACCAAUGAGUUCAAAUUCCUGAAGCCAGUGUUUCCAAACCUAUCCCCCCAGGUCCCUGGGAAUGAACUAGAGGGUAUGCCUAGCUUCCGGAAUAGUUUGGGGUUCAAUAUUCAGUAAUGGGAAUGAUUUCAUAUUCCAAGCGUAUUUUAUAUCUAUUUGAAAUAAAUAUUUAGCUUUCCCAGUUUGCACGUACUCUACAUUUUGGUGAUGGCCCAGGAACCCCCAAUGAGUUCAAUUUCCUAAAAUGAGUUAUCUCUACCUUCUUACCCCAAGGCAUCCCAAAGGAUAUGAAAGAAAGUCCCACACCUCAGAAUUUUUCUUUCUCUCUCUUUCUUUCCUUCUUUCCUUUCGG
Molecule: messenger RNA, 2626 nt
Organism: Dipodomys spectabilis (banner-tailed kangaroo rat)
Lineage: Eukaryota; Metazoa; Chordata; Mammalia; Rodentia; Heteromyidae
Product: protocadherin beta-7-like
Exons: 1
Coding region: 1-2391 (796 amino acids)
Biological process (GO): homophilic cell-cell adhesion
Cellular component (GO): plasma membrane
Molecular function (GO): calcium ion binding
Source: RefSeq, a predicted model, not a curated record